Messenger RNA from Coffea eugenioides, 1168 nucleotides. Its product is annotated as psbP domain-containing protein 6, chloroplastic. The transcript has 3 exons. Bases 77 to 868 code for a protein of 263 amino acids. The record is from RefSeq and is a predicted model, not a curated record. Lineage: Eukaryota; Viridiplantae; Streptophyta; Magnoliopsida; Gentianales; Rubiaceae.
CAUAACGGAUAAAAGCGGGAUCCCAUCCAACCCUUCACAACCUUCCCACAAAAUCACACACAGUCACACACUACAUAUGGCAACUACUUCAGUGACAACGUUAAUGUCCUCUAUUUUCUCAACCUCAGUUGCAUCAAAUCCGAAAAUACCAGCACCCCUUUUGCAGUCAUCUUCUUGCAUGCAAUCCCAUCAAGAAUUUCCCCAGCUAAGUCUCUCAAGAAGAAACCUGUUCAAUGGACUUGCUAUAGUGCCAUUAUUACUAACAUCACCAGCUAAAGCUCGUGAAGUUGAAGUGGGAUCUUACCUCCCUCCUUCCCCAGCUGACCCUUCUUUUGUUGUCUUUGAAGCUACUCCCAAGGACACUCCUGCUCUUCGUGCAGGAAAUGUGCAGCCAUACAAGUUCAUUCUUCCACCAACUUGGAAACAGCUCCGCGUAGCAAACAUUUUGUCAGGCAAUUACUGCCAACCAAAGUGCGCAGAACCCUGGGUAGAGGUGAAGUUUGAAGAUGAAAAACAAGGAAAGAUUCAGGUGGUGGCUUCUCCUUUAAUACGCCUGACCAACAAACCUAAUGCAACAAUUGAAGACAUUGGAAGUCCAGAAAAGGUCAUUGCUUCUCUGGGCCCUUUUGUUACUGGAAACACCUUUGAUCCAGAUGAACUCCUUGAAACUUCUGUUGAGAAGCGUGGUGAUCAAAUGUACUAUAAGUAUGUUCUCGAGACUCCAUACGCUCUGACAGGAUCGCAUAAUCUUGCAAAGGCAACAGCCAAAGGUAACACUGUGGUCCUCUUCGUCGCCAGUGCCGAUGACAAGCAAUGGCCGUCAUCCAGGACAACAUUGCAAGCGAUCCUGGAUUCCUUCGAAGUGUAAUUUCUUACAGAAUUCUUAGUCAAGUUCUCUUUUACUCUUUUGACCUGAUAUGGGGUUAAAAUGUGCGCCUGUUGAACCAAAAUGUUCUGGUUUACAUGUCCUAUACCUCCCUAUGUUCUUUGCCUGCAUUAACACAACGCAGGAAAGCCAUGUCGAAGUUUGAAAAGCGUUUCUGAUGUAAUGAGCCCUGAAGGAUCAAUAAUGUUCCUUUUGUACUUCACGACCAACCCCAAGAAGUGGAAGGCGGAGCAAUUACAAACGUCUGGAAAUUAAGUGAUAAUUGUCAUUACAAACCGUUCA